CUGAAAUUUGUCUUCUAUUAAACUCCUCCCUCUCUCUUCUUUUUAUUUCCCCUUCUCUGAAUUCUCUCACUAUAAUUUCCUUUUCCUCUGUACAUAAACCCCAAUCCCCAAAAAACCCCCCAAAAAAACCCAGAAAAAAUGGGAAUAAUCAAAGAAGAGAAAUCACAAAGAAUAAUAAGAGUCAUUAAGACAAUAUUCUUCUUAAUUACGAUGUUAAUCUCAUUUUUAUUCUUCUGUGCUCCUGUUCUUCUUGCUGUUGCUGAUACUAUUCUUCCUUCUGCUUUAUUAUCUGCUUCUUCGCCGUUUUUAUCUCCUCAAUCUCUCUCUUUUCAAUUUUCUAAUUACGAUUUUCGUUAUUCUCUUGUUGAUAUUCCGUUAAUCUCCAUCCUUCGUUCUCUACUAAUCAUCUGUGUAUACAGUUGUUGUGAUGGGCCGAAGCUGUCACGUGGGCCAUACUUAUGGGUAGCAACAAUUUGCUCAAUGCUUUCGUUGGUGUUUGUUUCAUUAAAGGCUCCCUUUGUGUUUGGUGCUGCAAAUGGUGGUGAGAAAGGAUUAGGAGGAUAUAGUAAAGGCACUGAAGUUGCACUCUUUGUUUGUUCUUACAUCUUGGCUGUUGGACAUGUGUUCGUUGCUUAUAGGAUCAGUUGUCGUGAACGUAAAAAGCUCCUUGUUUACAAGAUAGACAUCGAAGCUGUUCAUUCAGCCUAUAAGAAGGGAUUUUCAAGAUAUGAAAAGAUAUUACAAGAAGAAAGGAAAACAUGCACAAACUUGAAACAUUAGAGAAGAUUUUUAUGCACAAAAUUCAUAUAAUAUAUGGAUCUUACAAAUUUUAUAGGAAGCUCCAAAGAUGAAAUCGUAUGAAACAUAUCCAUAACAACAUAGGAGAAUCAAGUAUGAAGAUAAAGAUAGAUAUUUUCGUUUUUGGGUCUUAUUGACACUACUAACGAUAUUGAGGUAAUGUAACAUUGUUGUUAGAAUCGUAUAUAAGGCUUAAAGACGACGUCACAAACUAUUUAUAAGGUAGCAAUCUUAUCACUAAAGAGAUGAGAUUAUCCCAAAACAUGUAUAGUUUUUUUUUUUAAUUCCUUUUUUUUAUGGGUGGGAUGGGUUUUAGCCUUUUAGGUUAUAUUGUGAUUAUGGAUGAAAAUUAUUAUGUAUUAUAUGUAAUUAAAAGAUGAGGAUCAAGUAAAAUAGUAUGAGUAUGAGUAGGCAUGCCAAAGGCUAGCUAACUCAUUCAAUUUUGUUGGCCCUCUAAAGGGGUGUAAUUGUUGCAUGUUUGUAAACAUUUCAAGUUGCUUGUGUUAUUGUACAUAAUAAUUAAAGUACAUAAUAAAAUCUCUCAUUAGGCUACAACCUAUGAAGAUAUAGAUUUUGGGUUAGUACUAAAUGUUAG
Molecule: messenger RNA, 1393 nt
Organism: Amaranthus tricolor (Joseph's coat)
Lineage: Eukaryota; Viridiplantae; Streptophyta; Magnoliopsida; Caryophyllales; Amaranthaceae
Exons: 4
Coding region: 139-780 (213 amino acids)
Source: RefSeq, a predicted model, not a curated record